Messenger RNA from Australozyma saopauloensis, 822 nucleotides. RefSeq names its product putative GTPase (gene NOG2). Bases 1 to 822 code for a protein of 273 amino acids. Gene Ontology annotation, cellular component: nucleolus. Lineage: Eukaryota; Fungi; Ascomycota; Pichiomycetes; Serinales; Metschnikowiaceae. The transcript has a single exon. The record is from RefSeq and is a predicted model, not a curated record.
AUGGGUACCCAAAAGAAAGAGAAGCAAAGACGCACCAGGCAGGGCGACACCCGUGACUCCAACCUCCGGGUCAAGGGUGAGAACUUCUACCGUGAUGCAAAGAAAGUUAAACACUUGCAGAUGUACAAAACUGGAAGAGCUGUGCGUAACGCCAAGGGUGAAAUCAUCCAGGCGGCAGCUCUCCAGUCCACAGAUGCACCCACUGCACGUGUGGAUCCCAACCGUAAGUGGUUCGGAAACACCCGUGUGAUUGGACAAGAUGCAUUGACUCAUUUCAGAGAAGCCAUGGGCGACAAGAAACACGACUCGUACGCCGUUUUGUUGCGCAGAAACAAGUUGCCCAUGUCGCUUUUGGAUGAGAAAGAUGCCACGGAGUCUCCUACGGCCCGUAUCAUCGAAACCGAAUCCUAUUCUAGCACUUUUGGCCCUAAACAGCAGAGAAAGAAGCCUAGAACGCAAGCUGCCUCUUCCUUGGAGGAGCUCGCAGACCUCACAGCCACUGACAGCAAAGCAUACGAGGACAAGCAGUACUUGGACGCUACACUCGGGUUGAUGGGUGGCUCAUUCUUGGAUAAGGAUGACUUCACCCAGGAGGCCAAGGAGGCCAUUUUCCACAAGGGUCAAUCCAAACGUAUUUGGAAUGAACUAUAUAAGGUGAUCGACUCUUCCGACGUCGUCAUUCACGUGUUGGACGCUCGUAAUCCUCUCGGUACUCGAUGCGAGUCUGUCGAGAAAUACAUCAGGGAUGAAUGUCCCCACAAACACUUGAUCUACGUGUUGAACAAGUGUGACUUGAUACCCACAUGGGUAGCGGUAUGUUGA